UCCAUGUUUGUUUUUAAAAAGAAACUAUGGUGACACUGAAACCGAAGGAGAGAUUUAUAAUUCCUUAGUUCAGUAUUUUGGUGAUAAUUUGGGGCGAAAAGUGAAAGCGAUGCCCUUAGUUGAAGAAACUUCUUUUCUUGAGGAUUCAUCAGUGACUUUGCCUGUGGUAGUAAUAGGAAAUGGACCCUCAGGGAUCUGCCUUUCUUACAUGUUAUCAGGCUACCGACCAUAUUUAUCAUCAGAAGCAAUACAUCCAAAUACAAUCUUACAGAGUAAAUUACAAGAAGCAAGACAUCUUUCCCUUGUUGAUCAGGACUUAGAAUACUUGUCCGAGGGCCUUGAAGGCCGAUCAUCCAAUCCAGUUGCAGUACUGUUUGACACACUCCUUCAUCCAGAUGCUGACUUUGGGUAUGACUAUCCAUCUGUUUUGCAUUGGAAAUUAGAACAACAUCAUUAUAUCCCUCACUUAGUUCUUGGUAAAGGCCCACCUGGUGGAGCUUGGCAUAAUAUGGAAGGCUCCAUGUUGACAAUCAGCUUUGGAAAUUGGAUGGAGCUCCCUGGACUUAAAUUUAAAGACUGGGUAACUAGCAAACGAAGGAACCUAAAAGGGGAUCGCGUUAUGCCAGAGGAAGUAGCUCGCUACUAUAAACAUUAUGUGAAAGUCAUGGGUCUUCAGAAGAACUUCAGAGAGAAUACUUACAUUACCUCUGUGUCCAGACUCUACAGAGACCGGGAGGAGGAUGGUGGUCAGGAUGCAGCUAUCCCAGCACAGCAUUCACAGAUGGAGAAGUCCAAGUUUAUCAAGAGAAACUGGGAGAUCCGGGGCUAUCAGCGAGUAGCAGAUGGCUCCCAUGUUCCCUUCAGUCUCUUUGCUGAGAAUGUAGUUCUGGCAACGGGAACAUUGGACUCUCCUGCCCGUCUGGAGGUUGAAGGGGAAGAUUUUCCUUUUGUGUUUCAUUCACUGCCUGAAUUUGGAGUGGCUGUAAGCAAAGGAAAGUUGCGUGGCCAAGUGGACCCAGUGUUAAUUGUAGGUUCUGGGCUCACUGCAGCUGAUGCAGUGCUGUUUGCUUACAACAACAACAUCCCUGUGAUUCAUGUAUUUCGCAGACGAGUAACUGAUCCAAGUUUAAUUUUCAAGCAGCUUCCUAAAAAGCUAUAUCCAGAAUACCAUAAGGUCUAUCACAUGAUGUGUACGCAGUCAUAUUCUGCAGACUCGGAUCUUUUAUCUGAUUACACCAGCUUUCCUGAGCACCAUGUGCUUUCCUUUAAGUCGGACAUGAAGUGCAUCCUUCAGAGUGUCUCUGGAUUGAAGAAAAUAUUUAAACUUUCUGCAGCAGUGGUGCUGAUAGGUUCUCAUCCCAAUCUGUCUUUUCUGAAAGAGCACGGCUGUUACCUGGGCCAUGACUCAGGCCACCCGAUCACUUGUAAGGGUAAUCCUGUGGCGAUAGAUGCGUACACCUACGAGUGUGUUCAAGAAGCCCACCUUUUUGCAUUGGGUCCUUUAGUUGGAGAUAAUUUUGUUCGAUUUUUAAAGGGAGGGGCACUGGGUGUUACACACUGUUUAGCAACAAGACAGAAGAAAAAGCACUUAUUUGUUGAAAGAGGAGGAGGAGAUGGGGUAGCUUGAAGCAGGUUUACAAGUAAUUUAUAUGAAUAGUUCACCAUUAAAGAUUUUUAACUUUU
Messenger RNA from Myotis davidii, 1683 nucleotides. It is a transcript of the gene OSGIN2, whose product is annotated as oxidative stress induced growth inhibitor family member 2. The record is from RefSeq and is a predicted model, not a curated record. The transcript is spliced from 5 exons. Bases 110 to 1627 code for a protein of 505 amino acids. Lineage: Eukaryota; Metazoa; Chordata; Mammalia; Chiroptera; Vespertilionidae.